CCGGCAAUGGCGUAGAAAGCUUGUACAUUUUCAUGAGCUGUGGUGCGUACAGUCACGUGUGGUGGGCAGGUCGUGACCCGAGAUACCGUACUGAGAGCCAGCAGCCAGAGGGUCAGAGAUUUGUUGAAGUCUUCUUGCCCUUGUCAGGGUCCAUGCGGAGUCGUCUGGGCGGGCCUUUGUUUGUGGAAGGGUUCCUUGCGCAGGCUUAGGAGACCGGUGGCCUCAUCUGUGGUUUUGAUGGUUAAUGGUCGUGCUGUACUGGGUUUGUUUCUAAAGACCUUGUUAGCAGACCUCUGGUGAUAAGACGAUAUUGUUCUUGAAGUACUGAAGUUUUUUACGUGUGUGGGGGCUUUUGAUUUGAAAGGCAAGAAGCUCUGCCCUGUUUUGCACCACAGCGGAAGUACUUGCAAGUUUUUGGAUCCCAGAAGCACACGGGGCUGCAGUACGGUAUGGCUCACUCUCUGGCAGUGGCGCAGAGGGCUGGUGUUGUUUCUAUGGGAGUGCAGCAUGUAAGUGUGAAAACAAGUCGUCAGCACUCCAGCGAGGCACUGCCAACUUUGAGCGGAAGAUGGGACGGGCGCGUGCAGAGACAGACCUCAGCUUUCCUUGGGGCAGCGGUUGUGGACAGCAGAUCUGUCCGGUCUGUGCAAAGUGGGAGGGCGCAAGCUGCAGUUACUGCGUCCAUCUUUAGGGACACAAAGACGAAUGCUCGGCGCACAAGCAGGAGUGUGAGGCAAGGUGUUGGUGUUCCUUGGAGGAGCAACUCCACUCAGCUUCCCAAGGACGAUGAACCGGGCAUCUCUGGCCGCAUCGAAGGCGAAGAGAAGCCAUUCUGGGAAAGCCCUUUUGCAGUUAACUUCAAGCGGAACGCGCGGGUCAAGGGGACAGUGCAGGAGGUCUUUGAUUAUGUUUCCGAUCUGAGCCACACAGAAGAGUGGGACCCUGCCCUGCCCAAGUCCUGGAAAGACACAGCAAGUCCUAUCAUUGAUGUUGGCACCACUUUCAGCUUGGAGUCGUGCUUCAAGAUUGGGCCCAUCAAGAAGUAUGCAGUUACACAGUACACUGUUAUUGACUAUGAGCCAGCCAGAGAGUGGCAGUACAUUGAUUGGCCAAGGGACGUCCCCGUCGCGCGGGUCAGCUACCUGGCGCAGUCCAUCGCACAUAGAUCUAUUGACACCUUCACUUUCUUUGGCGACGGGCCUGGAAGGACGCGGGUGACGUACUCGUUCACCCUCUUGCUCAAGGGCCCGUUAACCCACUUCACGACCCCACUUUUCAAGCCGGCGUUGUGGCUCCUUGGAGUGGAGGCAGUCAAAGGGUUGGAACGACGCCUUAACAAGAGUCCUGUUCUACACACCGGUGUGAUGGCGGGCUUCCGAGAUGAAGUUGGUAAUUGGCUCUUGCAAGGAGUUUCCAUGGGAGGGUGGGGGGCUAUUUCAAGCAUUCCGAUUGUUGAUGGAGAAAGCUUGCUGUCCUUGUUCCUGAAGACGGCCGGCCCAAACCUCCUUAGCUGGCCCGCAAGGCCGCCCCCGAAUGACCCUUCGUGGAUCUGGCUAGGUACGUGGCAUGCAGGCCUGUUCCUUUUCAUGGGACUGAGCAAGUAUGGGAUCAAGCAGAGGAAGCUUGGAGGUGUUGAGUAGCAAACAAAAGCGAACAUGUAAAGAAGCAAUUACAAAUAGGGUAAGUUUCAUACCUGUCAUUCUUUGGCAAGGUUUAGGACAACAUUGCAGUCUGCACGCAUUCUUUGCUCAAUUGCAUGUUAGGAGUUGCAUACAGAUUGAAAACGUAGCUUAAGAUUCAUUGGGCAAAACCGAUGGUAUCUUGAAGAGCAGCCACUAGCAUUCCUCAUAGAUCACGAAUGAUUGCAUAUUCAGUCAUU
Molecule: messenger RNA, 1879 nt
Organism: Klebsormidium nitens
Lineage: Eukaryota; Viridiplantae; Streptophyta; Klebsormidiophyceae; Klebsormidiales; Klebsormidiaceae
Source: the annotation of a GenBank genome assembly